Messenger RNA from Populus trichocarpa (black cottonwood), 1091 nucleotides. RefSeq names its product germin-like protein 9-3. Lineage: Eukaryota; Viridiplantae; Streptophyta; Magnoliopsida; Malpighiales; Salicaceae. The record is from RefSeq and is a predicted model, not a curated record. Gene Ontology annotation, molecular function: manganese ion binding. The transcript has a single exon. Gene Ontology annotation, cellular component: cell wall. Bases 341 to 952 code for a protein of 203 amino acids.
CCUAGGAGACAGCUGGUACUGUUGGAAACUACAAUGUCAUUGUUUCAAGAUGAAUACUAAAAUUCUAUGCUUGUAAACUUGAGACCUUGUAAUUGCAUGUUUAAGCUGUCCUGUUGCCUUGGUUCCUGUUGAAGCAGGGCAGAGAAACCUAGAGAACCUCAUCAAUUACAGCUGGCCCCAUCAAGCCAGCAAUUGACAUUGUUAAUGUAUGCCAAACAAUGUUCAAGGGCACCAGUAUAAGUGCCUGAUGCAGUGGUAUUGAUCGGCAUUCAGCACAGAAAGCAAAAAUCAUCCAUUCUGCUAGGUCCUCAAUUUGCUGGAAGGAAAUAUAAGCACUGACAUGGCCUCAAGCUUGAUAAAUGCAGUUCUUUUUGUGACAUUCAUUGCUUUGGUCACAGCAAGUGAUCCUGAUAUCAUCACAGACUUCGUGAGCCCGGCAAAUCUAACAAAGAUUGAUGGGGAUUUCUUCACCUUUACCGCCCUUAGAGGCUUCUUUGAUAGCGACUACCCACCAAACUUCAAGGUGACAAAGGCUGGUAUGGCAGAGUUCCCAGCUCUUAAUGGCCAGAGUGUUUCCUUCGCUGUCCUUGAGUACCCGGUCGGCACAAUCAACCCACCUCACAUCCAUCCGCGUUCUGCUGAGCUCCUUUUCGUUGUCGACGGAAGCCUUGAGGUGGGCUUCGUCGACACCACCAAUAAACUUUUUACUCAGACUCUUCAACUCGGUGACAUGUUUGUGUUCCCCAAGGGACUCGUGCACUAUCAGUCUAAUGCCGAUUCCAAGAACCCUGCCACAGCUAUCUCUGCCUUUGGCAGUGCAAAUGCUGGCACUGUAUCUGUGCCCACAACUGUGUUUGCUACUGGCAUUGAUGAUAAUAUCCUGGCCAAGGCUUUUAAAACUGAUGUUGCUACUAUCCAGAAGCUCAAAGCAGGUCUUGCAGUGAAGACCUAACAUGAUCCUGGUUUUGCUAUUCUCGGCAUAUGUAGUUUUAAUCACUUGUUCUUCUACCUCCUUUUCAUUUGAGUUUCAGCAAAGAAAGAAUGAAUCUUGUUUAAUAAAACAAAUUAUAUGGUGAUUUUAUAUCAAAGAA